Dipodomys ordii (Ord's kangaroo rat) is the source of this 2856-nucleotide messenger RNA. RefSeq names its product NLR family, pyrin domain containing 9 (gene Nlrp9). Bases 1 to 2856 code for a protein of 951 amino acids. NCBI's taxonomy places the organism in Eukaryota, Metazoa, Chordata, Mammalia, Rodentia, Heteromyidae. Gene Ontology annotation, biological process: regulation of inflammatory response. Gene Ontology annotation, cellular component: cytoplasm. Gene Ontology annotation, molecular function: protein binding. The record is from RefSeq and is a predicted model, not a curated record. The transcript has 8 exons.
AUGGCUGAAUCAUAUUUUUCCGAAUUGGGCUUGGUGCAGUACCUGGGCAGGCUCACAUAUGAAGAGUUUGGGAGGUUUAAGGAGCUCCUCCAGUGUGAACCUCUGAAAUCCCAGCUCCCGCCCAUCCCCUGGCCGGAGAUCAACAGCGCCUCAGAGGAAGAACUGGCCAGGUUUCUGGUGGGGCACUACCCUGGCAGGCAGGUGUGGGACAUGACCUUGAGCCUCCUCCUGCAGAUUGAUAGGAAGGAUCUCUGGAUGCAGGUGCAGGAAGAGAUGGGAAAUACAUCCUUUGCCUACAGAAAGCAAAUGAGGGAAAAAUUCCAGCAGGUGUGGGAAAGGGAAACCUGCCUUCAAGUCCCCGAUGAGUUCUAUAAAAAUACCAUGAGGCCCCAGUACACAUGGCUGUGCAAUGCAUUUGCUCACCAGGUAGCCAGCGGCGUCACCGCAGUCCUGUUUGGCCCAGAGGGCAUCGGGAAAACAACGCUUCUGAGAAGGCUGAUGCUGGACUGGGCGGAGGGAACCCUCUGGGAGGGCAGAUUCAUGUUCGUGUUCUUCUUUGCGGUCUACGAGAUCAACUCAGUGGUGGAGACCAGUCUGGCAGAGCUGGUCUCCAGGGACUGGCCCGGGGCCUCUGCGGUCAUCGGCGAGAUGUUCUCCCAGCCAGAGAGAACCCUGUUCAUCCUGGAUGGGUUUGAGAAGCUUAACUUUGACCUGGAAAUUCGGACUGACUUGUGCACCAAGUGGGAUCAGAGACAGCCGACCCCCGUUAUCCUGAGCAGCUUGCUGCAGAAAGAGCUGCUCCCUGAAUCAUCCCUGCUGCUUGGGCUACGGAAUGCCAGAGAGAUGAUCCCCAUCCAUUACUUGUUGAAGCAGCCAAAGGACAUCAUGAUCUUCCAUUUCUCGAAUAUUCUGCUAGAGUUGUAUUUCUCCCAGUUCUUCCAUGUUCCAGAACAUGCGUCUGCGGCCCUGGAGUUCGUGCAGUCCAGGUUGGAUCUGUUGUCUGUGUGCAACCGGCCCAUCUUCUGCCGGAUGACCUGCAGAUGUUUGAAAUGGCAGCUCGAGUCAGGGGACUACUUUAGAAUGUCCGCCCACAACAUCACUUCUUUCUACGUAUCCUUCCUCACAAGUGCAUUCAAAAGAAGAUAUCUGAAAUGCUCACCAGAUCAGAAUAGGGCCCAGCUCCAAAGCCUCUGCAUGCUAGCUGCACACGGAAUGUGGACACGCAUGUUUGUGUUCAGCUGUGGGGACCUGGCCAGAUUUGGGGUCUCCUCAGUAGACAUCCUGCUGUGGCUGGGCCUGGACAUCCUUCAGCCCAGCGGCCAGUGCUUCAUCUUCAGGGACCUGGCCAUGCAGUCGUUUUUGGCCGCCAUGUUUUAUUUCUUCAACGAAUCUACAGAUGCUGCUUUUGGUAGUGUGGCUCAGCUGGUGUCAGCGGUCUUAUGUGACAGCCAGAGCCAUUUGUUUGUGGAAGGAGUGUUCGUGUAUGGACUCACGGAUGAGACAACAAGGAAGGAGCUGGAGACCUCACUCGGUUUCCUGCUGUCAAAGAACAAGAAGCUGGAGAUCAUGCAAGCUCUAACGUGUCUCCGAGAGCGGGGCGAGGCCAUGAGCCUCCUAGAGUUGUUCCAAGGCUUGAUGGAAACCAGGGAUGAGGCCUUUAUGGGCAGCGUGCUAGAUCUAUUCGAAGAAAUGUCGCUCACAAUUUGCGAGAUGGAUCACUUCAUUGUGGCCACCUCCUGCCUGGAACACUGCCGGAGGCUGAGGACGCUGCGCCUGUGCAUCCACACCAUCUUCCAGGACUCCAAGCACAUCUGGGACCUGGAGGAACAUGGGAGCAACAGGACGUUCCGAGGCCACCGAGGGGAGGACGGGAGCACCUGUAUGCCUUCUGGAGAUUAUGAGCGAGAAUUUUUUGAGGCAGUGCUUCGUAGCCCUUACCUGAGGCAGGUGAAUCUGUAUGGAACCGGCUUCGAGGAGAAUGUCACCAUCUUAUGUGACACACUGAUGAAGCCAGACAACACCGUGGAGGACUUGAUGCUGGGGAAGUGUAACAUCUUGACGAGGCAUUGCGAGAGCUUCAGCUUCGUCAUAAAGUAUCAGAGGCUGCGGUGUCUGUCCUUGGUGGACAAUCCUAUUGGGAACAGAGGGGUGAAGCUUCUCUGUGGAGGCCUGAAGGACCCAAACUGCAUCCUGAACACCCUCAUGUUGUCAUACUGCUGUCUCACCCAGGUCGCUUGUGACUACAUUGCCCAAGCCCUUCGGGUGAACCGAUCUCUGUCUCUGCUUGACAUGGGGUCAAAUUUCCUGGAGGAUGUUGGGGCGGUGAAUCUGUGUAAAGCCUUGCGACAACCAGACUGCAGCCUACAGGAGCUCUGGCUGCCAGGCUGUUACUUCACUUCUGGGUGCUGCGAGGUCUUCUCCGAGGCAAUGACCUGCAAUGGUAACCUAAAGACCCUGAAACUCGGGGGCAACAAAAUCCAGGAUUCCGGCGUAAAACUCCUGUGCGAGGCCCUGCAGCACCCCAAGUGUGGACUGCAGACGCUCGGGCUGGACAUGUGUCCGCUCACCUCCGACUGCUGUGGAGACCUUGCCGCGGCCCUCACCAGCUGCCCAUCGCUCAGGAGGCUGAGCCUGGACUGGGUGGCCUUUGACUAUGCGGGUGUGGAGGCACUGUGCGUGGCGCUCAGCCACCAGGACUGCACCCUGGAGCUGCUGGGUCUGGACAAAGCUCUGCUGGAUGAGGACUCGCAGAAGCUUCUGGAAGUGGUGGUGGAGAAGCGCGUCCCCCCACUGACCAUCACACACCAGCCCUGGCUCAGCGAGGAGUACCAGCUGAGGGGGGUUCCUGAGCUCUAG